UAUUGAGCCCCGCUUUUUUAUCGCUAUCUCUCACACCGACCACUUUCUGUUUUCAUUUCUCUUACAGCAGAGAAACAAAGACAUAAACAAAAAGCUCAUUCUUUUGUACCCUUUUGCUCUUGUUUCUCAGAGGUUUUCUUGGUUUUUCUUGUUUGCUUUUGUUUGAGUGUUUCUGUUGUAAGAAAAAGAAGAAAAAGAAGAAGAAGAGGAGGCCGUUGGGAGUUUAGCGUAACUGGAGUUUCAGCUUAGCUUUUAGGACCCGAAGUCGUUUAAUGCGGUUCAAGGAAGUGAGUUUUGGAGCGUGAAGUUGUGUUUAGCUUUUGUGAAAAUGGGUGAAGCAGAGAUGGGUUCAGUGUUAAAGCAGACACUAAAGAAUCUUUGUUGCAGUAAUGGGUGGUCUUAUGGUGUUUUUUGGCGCUUUGAUCAGAGAAAUUCCAUGUUGUUAACAAUGGAAGAUGCCUACUAUGAAGAGCAAAUGGGGCCUUUGGUUGAUAGUAUGCUUCUAAAGUUUCACAUCCUGGGUCAAGGAAUUAUUGGCCAAGCCGCUUUCACAGGAAAGCAUCAAUGGAUUUUCUCAGACUCCCAUGGUCAAGCUUGGGAUUCCACUGGAAAUCAAAAUAUAUUUCAGGAUGAAUCUGAGUUUCAAAACCAAUUUUCAUCCGGGAUCAAGACAAUUGCAAUAAUCUCUGUGGAAACCCGGGGAGUGGUUCAGUUUGGAUCCACACAGAAGAUUUUGGAGAGAUUGGAAUUUUUGGAUGAAACAAAGAAGUUAUUUUAUGCCAUGGAAAGUUGUCAUGGGCUUAUCCCCCUGGAAAAUGAAACUUGCAAUCUAGAUGGAUUUUUUGCUUCCCUAGCAGCAUCUGGAAAUUUUUAUAACGAGAAUCUGAUAACUGAACAAGGUGGCUGCUCUAAAGAGCCAAAAGGGAGGCCAUGUUCCUUGACAAAUCUCAGUAAAUCCUCCAGUUCUAUGCGUGAGAUUCAAGACCAGAGAAUUAACUCUGUGCAACAGAAUUUAUCUCAUCUCAGAACUCAACUGCAAACAAUUAGUGCAGAAGCUCAAAUCAUAUCAUCUGGUAAGACUGGUAACUGCUUGGCUGCUGAUACCCCUUGCGCUAGUACCUGGAGUAGUGAAGGUUCAAUUUUGACUUCAUUUGAGACAUCUUUGCCAUCUGAAAGAGGCAUCUGGGAUUCUCCAAACGCACUUCCUAGAAAGGCCAAUGGUCAUUUACUCUGUGGAAAAACGGAACAACAUUUUCAGGGUGCUUCAACAUUUACUUCAUUCUAUAGCACAGGAGAACUGGUUGAUGCAGAAUUACCUAUUGUAGACAGCUUUGGGAAAACAGCAGAGAACCUGCAUUCUUUAGGCUGUACUGGUGGACUUCUGGAUAGUGUCGUUAAUCUACAACGAAUCCCUGAGGAAUUUAACCCAGUUGACUUUGCAACAGGUCUCUCCAACUCCUUUACACUGGAUGAUCUUUCUCAGUGGUUUGCUCCUUCACCUCACCAUAACAUCAAUGGAGCAGGAGCAACAAUGACUAGUGAUCUUUCAUGUUCAAAAGAAGUUACCUCAGUGUCAUCCACUCUGGUCGGAGGUGAUACAAUAAUUGACAUUGCAGUUAGACAAACAGCUAAUUCCAUCACGGAUAUGUUCAUAUCUAAUAUAGAGAAAUCUACAAUUGUUCAUGAUGAUGGAUAUGAUCUGUUUGAUGAUGUGGGACUGAAUUUUGGAUUUGGAAAAACUGGGGAGUGCUUGGAAGAUAUUAUCAUGCCAUUGUUGCAUGGGGAUAAUGCUGCUGUGAGUUCUGGAAUGUCAGAAUCCAUUUCAGAAUUGGAUGUUCAUUCCAUGAAUGGCAAGCGAAAAGGGUUAUUCUCUGAACUAGGCCUUGAAGAGCUUCUAGAUGGUGUUAGUCAUUCUUCUUACGCUACCAAAUCUAGUGUUGAGGAUCAAUUUUCGACUACUAAAAGAAGGAAAAGUGAAAGUUCUUCGUCUAAUUUUCAUCAAGGUCAAUUUGUGGGUGUUUCUUGCUCUGGUGGGAGCAUGAAUCUGGUGCAGCAUUCACAUAACUGGGACAAGAGUAAUAAUACUAUAUUCAACAAAGAGGUUCACCAAAAAUCACAAGUAGGUGUAUGGAUAGAUGAUAGCUAUAGUGUCAAUUCUGGACAUGCUGUUAACGCAACAUCAAAGAAGCCCACCAGGAAAAGGGCUAAACCUGGUGAAAGUACUCGACCAAGGCCCAAAGACCGUCAGCUGAUCCAAGAUCGUAUCAAAGAGUUGAGAGGGAUUAUCCCUCAUAGUGGAAAGCAGUUGAGCAUUGAUCUUUUAUUGGAGCGGACCAUUAAACACCUGCUUUUCUUGCAAGGUGUGACCAAAUAUGCAGACAAGAUUAAACAAGCUGAUGAACCAAAGCUUAUUGGCCAAGAGAAUGGACUGCUUCCCAAACACAACAAGAUGAGUGGUGGUGCUACAUGGGCAUAUGAAGUGGGGGCUCAGACUAUCCCUAUUGUAGUUAAGGACCUAAAUCCACCUGGCCAAAUGCUUAUAGAGACGCUCUGUGAAGAUAGAGGAUUGUUUCUUGAGAUAGCAGAUGUCAUUAGGGGCUUUGGGUUGAAUAUCUUGAAGGGAGUGAUGGAGCUCCAAGAAGAUAAGAUAUGGGCGCGAUUCAUGGUUGAGGCAACCGAGCAAGUGGAAAGAACAGAUAUAAUUUGGUCCCUUCUCCUUCUUCUGCAGCAAACUGGCACCAGUGGGAUUGAUUCUGCAAAUCAGGAAAGCAGGGCCAUGGAUGGUGGGAUUUCCCUAUCAAACAAUUACCAGCAACCUUUGCUGCUGCCUUCUGUCAGCAUGGCUGAGACACUUCAAUAAUUAGAACACAUAUUUAAGGGUUCCAGAAGUACCUUGAGCAUUCACAUCUAAAGGGCGUGCUGUGAUUGGUGUUCUGGAAAUUGAAGAGCCAAAACUGAAGAUAGAGGAGGUUCUUCAUUACAUUCAACUGCCUUAGAUACACAGUGUAUAUGGUUGAUAGACUAGGAAAUAUUCUCGAAGGAGUGGCAAGUGAUCUAUUUGCUCCUUAUACAGUUUCUGGAAAGGGAGGCAAGACCGUGGGAUAUGGAGCCUGCCAGCCUAAGGAGCAAAGCCUGAUACAAACUUGUCUCAUAUAUGGCGAACCAAUCUGUUUUGCAUGUGAGGGGGCUAAAUGAUGGGUGUUGAACUAUAGUUCUUAGUUUUAACUUCUUUGAUGCUGAUCCUGCCAUAAUUUGUUUAUAAGCCAAAGCAGAUGACACAGUUAGUUGUAGGCUAACCGCUAAUUAUUUUUUCUUGGUGUUUCUGUUGUUGUUUGAUUAGCAUAACAAUCAAUAGAAAUUAGCUUGCUUUGUCUUUCCAAAUGUUGCGUCUUCCAGGCAAUUCUGUUACACCACUGCAAUAUAUACUUUCUUCUGAUCA
This is a messenger RNA of Theobroma cacao (cacao), 3439 nucleotides long. RefSeq names its product Serine/threonine-protein kinase WNK (With No Lysine)-like protein. Gene Ontology annotation, molecular function: DNA-binding transcription factor activity; protein dimerization activity. Gene Ontology annotation, biological process: regulation of DNA-templated transcription. The record is from RefSeq and is a predicted model, not a curated record. NCBI's taxonomy places the organism in Eukaryota, Viridiplantae, Streptophyta, Magnoliopsida, Malvales, Malvaceae.